AUGGCCUACCCCCAAACGUCCUUUCGGAACACCGCGUUCCACGGCCCGUCGCUGCUCCAGACGCGCCGCACCACCGUCCGCACCGUGACCCUGCAGGCGCAGCUGGCGAUGCUCAAGAGCACCGGCCGCUUCGACGCCUUCAAGCUGCAGUGGCACCCCAUCUACGACGACACGUCGCAGUGGCCGGUGCCCAAGCACCUGUUCUGGGACAGCGACUGCGCCAAGUGGAUCGAGGCGGCCUGCUACGGCCUGGCCGACACGUACGACGCCGAGAUCGACGCCGCCGUCCAGGCGCUGGUCGAGAUGAUCCGCGGCGCGCAGCAGCCGGACGGCUACCUCAACAUCCACUACACCGUGGUCGCGCCGGGCCGGCGGUGGACCAAUCUGCGGGACAUGCACGAGCUGUACAACGCCGGCCAUCUGAUCGAGGCCGCGCUGGCGCACCGCGCCUACUACAAGAACGAGCUGCUGAUGGAGCCCAUGCACAAGUACGUGCGGCACAUCCACGACACCUUUGGCCCGGACGCGCACAAGCGCCACGGCUACUGCGGCCACCCGGAGAUUGAGCUGGCUCUCGUGCGGAUGCACCGGGCCACGGGCAGCCAGCAGGCGUACGACCUGGCCGCGUAUUUUGUCCAGGAGCGCGGCAACCCGACCGGCCAGGACGGCCGCCACUACUACGACGUCGAGGGCGACGAGCGCGGCGAGAGUCCCUGGAUGCGGCCCGACCCGUACCCGGUCCAGCGCGCCUACUGGUACAACCAGGCGCACGCGCCGCUCCUCCAGCAGGCCACCAUCGAGGGCCACUCCGUGCGCGCCGUCUACCUCUUGACGGCCGUGGCCGACCUGCUGGUCGACCGUCCCGCGACCACGACCACCACCACACUGGCCAACGUCGACGACUGGCUUGCGACCGUCGCCCGCCUCUGGAACAACAUGGCCGACAAAAAGAUGUACCUGACAGGCGGCAUCGGCGCCGUCCCCGCGUGGGAGGGCUUCGGGCGGGACUACGUUCUGCCGCAGGGCACGGACGACGGCGGCGGCUAUGCCGAGACCUGCGCCUCGAUCGGCGCCAUCAUGCUGGCCGAGCGGCUGCUGCACCUGGACCUCGACAGCCGCUACGCCGACGUGCUCGAGCUGUCGCUCUACAACGUCGUCAUGACGGCCAUGGACCUGCAGGGCCGCGCCUUUACGUACGACAACCAGCUGGCCAGCUCCGCCGAGAAGCCGAGCCGCCGCGAAGAGUGGUUCGAGUGCGCCUGCUGCCCGCCCAACGUGAGUCGGCUGUAUGGGAGCCUCGGCGGCUAUCUGUGGGACUUUGGGGCGGACGGCGCCGGCGCCGCACAUGUCAACGUCCACCUCUACACGACCGCCCGGCUGUCUUUUGACGUCGACGGCCAGCCCCUUGUGCUGGAGCAGACGUCCGACUGGCCGUGGAGCGGCAAGGUCACCUUUCGCCUCGACAACCCGGCCAAGGCGAAGACGACGCUGCGGCUUCGCAUCCCCGCGUGGGCCAAGGGACAGUUUACGCUCACCCCCAACCUCCCUGGCGCAGCGGUCGAAAAAGGUUACGUGGUCCUGCCGCCCGCCUACCUCGCGACCAACACCGCCUUCGCCCUCGACGUCCACGGCUUCCGCCCGCGCUUCCUCGCGCCGCAUCCCUACACGCACCAGCGCACCCUGACGCUCGCACGCGGGCCCCUCGUCUACUGCGUCGAGGACGCCGACAACCCCUGGGAGACCAACCACUUCAAAGACGUGGCCGUCUCCGCCGACAACAACGUCGAGGAAGAAGAGCGCGUCGACGCGGCCACGGGCGAACGCUACAUUGCCCUGCGCACCACCGGCUACGUCUUGACGGAUGAGCGGGCCAAGUGGGCCGACAAGGUGCCGGGCGGUCUUCCGGGCAUGGAGGUGGAGAGGGACGCCGAAGGCGCGGGGACCAAAGCAGCGGCGAAGACGAAACGGACGCUCGUCUUCAUCCCCUACUACUAUCGGGCCAACCGCGGCGGCCACGGCCACAUGCGCGUGGGACUGAAUGCGGUCUGA
This is a messenger RNA of Sporothrix brasiliensis 5110, 2049 nucleotides long. RefSeq lists its product as uncharacterized. The record is from RefSeq and is a predicted model, not a curated record. Gene Ontology annotation, biological process: carbohydrate metabolic process. Bases 1 to 2049 code for a protein of 682 amino acids. The transcript is spliced from 2 exons. NCBI's taxonomy places the organism in Eukaryota, Fungi, Ascomycota, Sordariomycetes, Ophiostomatales, Ophiostomataceae.